AUGCAUCAUAAGAAACAUGAAACCCGCCGUCAGUCAGCAUCAACAUCAUUAUCAUCGUCAACACAUCAUUAUCGUUUGGCAACAAGAUCUUCCACGCUCAAAUUAACCAAACCGAAUAAAGUUAAACGUUUAAUUAAAUCAUCAACAGCAAGAAACGACGAAACUCGAUUGACCAAUAAGCGAAUUAGUGAAUGCUAUCAACAUUCAACACCUUUAUCAACUGGCAAUCUUGCCCUAUUCGCGCAAAAUACUCAUACCUCAUCUCCGCUCUAUCUUAAUCGUCGUCGACAAACAAGUCUUGGAAAUAUGACAUCCUAUUCUGCACUUAAGCGUAAAGCUCAACGAUCUGAUAUUUCGUCGAGUACAUCUCGAUUUCAAGUUAAUCUUGAACAUGUCCUUGGUUUCACAUCAAUCUCGAAUUCACUUGUCAGUCAAGAUCGUUCAACGAUCGCCUAUGCUGCAGGUUCAACUGUUGUUCUCUAUGAUAUCAAUACACAGAAGCAAGACUUUAUUGUUAAUACUGCUCGCAAAGCAAUUACAUCACUGUCAAUUUCUCCCGAUGGACGAUAUGUCGCAACCGGCGAAUGUGGACAUGAUCCAAAAGUUCGUGUCUGGGAUUUAGCUAGUGAUAAGACUGUCUGCAUCGAAUUGGGUGAUCACAAAUUUGCCAUUGAUUCAGUUUGUUUUUCACCUAAUGUUGAUCGUCUUGUUUCAAUUGGUUCUUUGCAUGACGGGAAUAUUUAUGUGUGGAGCUGGAAAGAUAAGAAAAAGCUAGCUUCAAACAAAUGUACAUGUUCGAUCCGUCGUAUUGCCUUUGCCGAGGAUGGAAGUUAUUUUGUUACAGUUGGCAAUCGUCAUGUCAAAUUUUGGUAUUUGAUCUCGACAGCAUCGCUUGAAGUUGUUCCAUUACGUGGUCGUUAUGCAAUCUUAGCCGAACGUAAAGAUAACUUCUUUACUGAUGUUGUUUGCGGUCGAGGUGAUUGUGCUGGAAUGACCUAUGUGAUUACGUCAAACGGAUUGAUUUGUCAAUUCGAUGAACACCGACAAAUGCGAGGCGAACGAGAUCUUCAAGAAAAAACAAAUUGUUUAGCUAUUGGUGAUUUAUAUCUGGUGGUUGGCUGUGCCAAAGGUGCUGUCUACAUAUUUUCUCCUCAAACUCUUGAAUAUGUUAUGUCUAUUCCUCUACCACAUUAUUUGGGUGUUGAUAUUAGUUUUAUCACUUCGAUCGAUCAAAUGGUUUGUCCUCAACAACAAAACUUAUCAUUUCCAGAUACAAUAGCCGUUUGUUUAGACGAAGAUAAAUCAGUGUUAACAUGUUUCUACAAUGAUCAUAGUUUUUACAUUUGGGAUAUCAAAAAUAGCAAAGCAAUCAGAAAACGUGAUUCGCACAUGUAUCAUUCCGGAUGCGGUUGGGGCAUUGAAACAUACUCUCGAACAAAUGCAUCACCGUCGUUUCUUCGACAUCUGACUUGUAUAACGUGUUCAUCUGACAAUACUAUUCGAUUUUGGUCGUUGAAUCAUGACGAGUCCGAUGCGUACUUUGUUUCAACUCCCGCACCGAAUAUUUUCAGUAGACAACUGAUCAAGGUUGUCUAUCUAGACGAGGAUUACUCCAAACUCUGCGAUAGUCAAACGACGCAAGAACGACCUGAAUUCGUACCGAAGAUUGGUGGUCGUAGUAUGAAACUAAAUCCCGAUGGUCUGUCCAUCGCCAUUGGUGACCGUAAUGGAAACAUUCGUAUAUAUGAUAUGCAAACAUUUAAGCAAAUCGCUCUCGUUGAAGCACACGAUAGUGAAGUGUUGAGCGUUGAUUACGGUCAAUCAACAGACUGGGGUGUGACAUUUUUAGCGUCAAGUAGUCGUGAUCGUUUUGUUCAUAUAUUUGAUGUAUCAAAAGAUUAUCAACUUGUCGCAACAUUAGAUGACCAUUCGGCGGCGAUAACCGCUGUUCGAUUUACCGUUUCAUCGGUGACAUCAAAUCUGCAAUUAAUUUCAUGCAGUGCUGAUAAAUCGUUGAUCUUUCGAUCAAUUUCUAAGAAUGAAAAUGGCAAAUAUCAAUUCAUUCGUUCAAAUAAUAUCGUCGAAAAACAGACCUUCUAUGAUCUAGCAAUUGAUCAUAAUCGUGAACUUGUCAGUACAGCUUGUCAAGAUCGAAUGAUAAGAGUGUACAAUACUCAAGAUGGUAAACGAGUUCGAACAUGUAAAGGUUCAAUGAAUGAUGAUACGGGUUACUUAAUUAAAAUCGAUAUCGAUGCGUCCGGUAGAUAUUUAGCGACGUCAUGUUCGAACAAAUGUGUUUAUCUGUGGGAUAUCAUCACAACUGAAUGUGUGGCAUCCCUUUGCGGUCACAGCGAAGUUGUAACAGAUUUAAAAUUUAGUGAAGAUGGGCACCAUUUAUAUACGAUAUCGGGUGAUAGCUGUAUAUUUGUUUGGAAUAUUGCGGAAUUAGCCAUUGUACCAACGAUAUGUCGCAUGCAAUCGGUGCCAUUGCCGAAGUCGACUGAUCUAGAAAUCACCGAAGUAGAAGAAUCGAUCUCACAGACACCAAGUAUCAUCGAAGAACAUCAACCUCAAUCAAAGCGGCAGCGUAGUUUAUGGGCAACUACCGAACCUCGACUACCGCCAUUUGAACCGAAAUAUACGCAUCCACCAUUACCAGAUAUCGUCAAUGAAGAUUUAUCCGACAAAAUGAUUCGUUCGGCAAGUUCACAAGACGAUGAAUCCGUUUUUCUCGAUGAAGAGGAUGAUUCAACAAGCGCAAAUGCGGAUGCAACAGCAAGGAAAACCAAUUCAUUCUUUGCAGAAAACUAUGACCUUGAAAAUUUAACAGAGAGUGUCACUAUCGAUGAUGAACUUUCCGCGCGUCAAGUUCAACGACGAAAGAGUGUUUCAUCACGCUUUCGCUCAGUAUCCAAAGAGACGACAAUAACCGAAAGUUUGUCGACAUCGAUGAAUACGACCCAAGAAGAUGUUUCCAUGUCUUCAACUCGAAUACCAAAAACUGUACGAUCACAAGUAUUGACAAAUACUGAACCAAAAACAGCACCACCGAAAUCAUCAACUACACGAAAAACUCGUGGUAAUCGAGCACAAUCGGAAGAUCGCUUUCGCGCAUCAACUCUUUCUCUCAAUACAAACACUGGAGAUACAACAUCAUCCUCAUCCUCACAUUCUUGUCUACCAUCAUAUGCAGCACAUACAUCCAGUUCGAUGAGUAAACUUCGUGAAGGUACAACAUCGUCGACACCACCACUCGUACCCACAUUUGUUUCAUCGAUGUCGGUGACAUCAUUAAGCACGAAUACUCAAACACGUCGUGUACCGUCUGCUCUUCCGACAGAUACACGUCCGAUAUCGGCAGCUAAAACCAUGACAAAAUCUCGGUCGACACAAAAUCUCGUUCUUCCCACGAAUACAAGUUCACAAUCAAAACUCACCACUGUACGUCGCGUGAAAAUCUCUCGGGUUCCUCGGCGACCACCGAAUCUACCUACUGCACCAAAUGUUCCAUCAUCAUCGUCAUCCACAUCAUCAUCCAACACAUCAUCCCCGACAAAGCUCAAUCAAACCAAAGAGAAUGCUCAAACAAAAAAAUAUCACCAUCCACCGUCCAAUUCUUCUCUACAAGAAUCCACCAGUUUACCACUGCGAGAAUUAGACAAUACAACAAAUGAUCAAAUGCCCAAAUGGGCUCAAGAUUGUUUCUAUCGUACAGUUGUACUCGGUUUGAAACCUUUACUUCUUCAAGACAUACCCGGCUCACCGAGUAGACCAGCGAAACGUUCGUCCAGCACAUGUUCUGUCGAAAGUUCCGAUUCUCUCGAAACGGCAAAUGAUUUACAGGCGUGUACAUUAAAUGAUAAUGAUAAUUCCAAAGAUAUUAAAGUCCGCCGAAGUAUUUCAAUCCCUGAUUAUCGACAAAUCAAGCAAGUGCAUAAAAUGUUACAACCAGCAUUGUCCGAAUCAACAAUGAAUGAUCCGAAAGACGAUGAAUCCAUCAUGAAUGAUGAUCGCAUGCCGGUUAUCAACGAUCUUGUUGAUGAUCUUCACAAACGUCUAAAUGAAUUAGAAAAUGUUUAUUCAACAGUCUCCCAAAGCUCAGAUAGUCGAGAUAUAAUGUUAAAGCAAUAUAUCGAACAGAUAUUUACCGAUCUUCAUGUACGCAUUGCCAAUAAUCACCAACAGCAACAACAAGAACACGAAGAACGUCCCACGAAUUCCACUGUUGUCGUUGUUACUGAAUGA
Messenger RNA from Adineta ricciae, 4245 nucleotides. NCBI's taxonomy places the organism in Eukaryota, Metazoa, Rotifera, Eurotatoria, Adinetida, Adinetidae. The record is from the annotation of a GenBank genome assembly.